AGUGAGCCCUUGGAGGCCCGGAUGCGGCUGGAGCGAAAGAAGGAGCGGGGCGGGGACGAUGGCGGCGCUGAGGCCCGAUGAGGAGCUGGGGCUGCGGGCGACUGAGAUGGAAGAAGAGGAGGGGAUGGGCCGUGGAGAGGAGCAGUCGCUGCAGCUGAACCUGGGGGACCUGGACCUCACCUCUGAUGAGUUCAUCCUGGAUGAAGUGGACAUUCACAUCCAAGCCAACCUGGAGGACUCCCUGGUUCAGGAGGCGCUGAAGACGGGCAUGGAUCUGCGGCAGUACUCCAAGCAGGUGGAACUGGAGCUGCAGCACAUUGAGCACGCCUCCAUCAGGGACUACAUCAAGGAGAGCAAGAACAUCACCUCCCUGCACAACCAGAUCACCGCCUGUGACGCCAUCCUGGAGCGCAUGGAGCAGAUGCUGAGCUCCUUCCAGUGCGACCUGAGCAGCAUCAGCUGCGAGAUCCAGACGCUGCAGGAGCAGUCGGUGGCCAUGAACCUGCGGCUCAAGAACCGCCAGGCCGUGCGCAGCCAGCUCAGCCAGCUGGUGGACGAGCUCGUGGUGCCAGCUGCUAUGAUCAGCACCAUCCUGGAGGCCCCGGUGACCGAGCAGGACUUCCUGGAGCAGCUGCAUGAGCUGAACAACAAGAUGAACUACGUGAAGGAGCAGGCCUUCCGCGAGACCAUGGCCUGCACUGACGUGCACCACGUGCUGGACCGGCUGAAGGUCAAGGCUGUGACCAAGAUCCGGGAGUUCGUCCUACAAAAAGUCUACUCCUUCCGUAAACCCAUGACCAACUACCAGAUCCCCCAGAAUGCCCUGCUCAAGUACAGGUUCUUCUACCAGUUCCUGCUAGGGAAUGAGCGGUCGGUGGCGCAGGAGCUGCGGGAGCAGUACGUGGAGACCAUGAGCAAGAUCUACCUGUCCUACUUCAAAUCCUACACCAGCCGCCUCAUGAAGAUCCAGUACGAGGAGGUGGCGGAGAAGGAUGACCUGAUGGGAGUGGAGGAUACGGCCAAGAAAGGGUUUUUCUCAAAGCCAUCGCUGAAGAACCGCAACACAAUCUUUACGCUGGGGAACCGGGGCAGUGUGAUCGGGGGGGCCGAGCUGGAGGGGCCCAUCAUUGUGCCUCAUGCCGCCCAGAAGAGCGAUGUCCGCUACCCCUUCGAGUCGCUGUUCCGCAGCCAGCACUAUGCUCUGCUGGACAACAGCUGCCGCGAGUAUCUCUUCCUCUGCGACUUCUUCCUGGUGACGGGGCCCAGCGCCCAGGAGCUCUUCAACGCCGUCAUGGGCAAGACGCUGGCCAUGUUCCUGAAACACAUGGACGCGUACGUGUGUGACUGCUAUGACAGCAUUGCCAUCUUCCUCUGCAUCCACAUCGUCCUGCGCUUCCGAGCCAUCACGGCCAAGCGCAACGUCCCCGCCAUCGACAAGUACUGGGACACGCUGCUGGAGAUCCUGUGGCCGCGGUUCGAGUACAUCCUGGAGCUGAACAUCCAGAGCAUCCAGAACACAGACCCCCAGAAACUGGGCUUCCUGGACACGCGCCCCCACUACAUCACACGGCGCUAUGCGGAGUUCUCCUCUGCCAUCGUCAGCAUCAACCAGACCUUCCCCAACGAGCGAACCCACGCGUUGCUGGGGCAGCUGCAGGUGGAGGUGGAGAACUUCGUGCUGCGGGUGGCGGCUGAGUUCUCAUCGCGCAAGGAGCAGCUCAUCUUCCUCAUCAACAACUACGACAUGAUGCUGAGCGUCCUCAUGGUCACACCCCCUGCCCCAUUCCCUCCCCAGGAGCGGGCAGUGGAGGAAAGCAAGGAGGUGGAGGGCUUCCAGCAGCUGCUUUCAGCCCGGUCCCAGGAGUUCAUCGAGGAGAUUCUGUCGCCCCCGUUUGGGGGGAUGAUCGCCUUCGUCAAGGAGUCGGAGUCACUCAUUGAGAAGGGGCAGCUCGACCGGCUGCGUGGGGAGGAGGCCCGGGUGACCCAGCUGGUGCGCGGAUUCUCUACCACGUGGAAGGCCUCGGUGGAAUUGCUGAGCCAGGACGUCAUGAGAUCCUUCAGCAACUUCAAAAACGGGACCAGCAUCAUCCAGGGGGCGCUGACCCAGCUGAUCCAGUACUAUCACCGCUUCCACAAGGUGCUAACUCAGCCCCCCCUGCGCGCCCUGCCGGCCCGCGCCGAGCUCAUCAACAUCCACCACCUCAUGGUGGAGCUGAAGAAACACAAGCCCAACUUCUAGGAGAGGGGAGCCUGCACGUGCCCCCCUCCAACCCUGCCCCUGGCAUGGGCAGAUCGGCGCAGCCCCCUUCCCCGUGUGGGUACGGGGUGGUCUGUGCCCCCUCCCCCCACCUGCCCAAUGCACUGUGGGGAGUGGAAGAUCCUUGUCCCACAUUUUCCCCCGCCCCAUGGAGCCCUGCCCCAUGCUGCUAUAACCUCCUGGGACCAGUCCAACCCCAGCACUCCCCACCAACCUGUGGGGCCCCUAUGGUUGGGGGGUGGCUCCAGGCUGCACCCCUCUCUGCCCUGCAGGGGCUCCCCACAAGGGAAGGGGAAGGUGAGGGACCUGCAGGUGGGUGUCGGGGGGGGGGCUCUCUUCUCCCCUCCAGAUUGCUUGUGUGUGUGUGUGUGUGUGUGUGUGUAUCUGACUUUGAACAGUGACAAUAAACUCCCUGCUACUCA
Caretta caretta (loggerhead turtle) is the source of this 2679-nucleotide messenger RNA. The record is from RefSeq and is a predicted model, not a curated record. NCBI's taxonomy places the organism in Eukaryota, Metazoa, Chordata, Testudines, Cheloniidae.